CUGGGCCGCCGAGGCUCAGGCGGAAAGAGCGCCAACCCGCUCCGUGGGCCGCGCCGGCAGGGCCUCCGGGCUCCGCGGCCGUCCCUUCCCCCGCGGAGACGGCCGUGCUCCGGUCGCGGGAGCCCGGAGGAAGGCGGGGCCUCCUCGGGACAAGAUGGCGGCCGCGCGACGCUCUGGGCUUCCCGGCCACGACUCGGUCGCCGGAAGUCCUCUGGGUCUCGCCAAUCGGAAGCGGAAGUAAAGGGCAGUUGGCUGCCGGGCUCUGGCUCCGCGAGGCCGCCGGCGAGCGGAACCGCGGGAAGGCGCGUGUCGGCCGCUCACUGGCGCCGGCGCCGGCCCCGCCCCCAGCCCCGCCCCGGCGCCGUCCCUGUGCCGCCGCGGACGGAGCGCGCCCUGCUUGGGCCGGAAGGGGACGCGAGCCGUGUGGCGUCGCGGCUGCGCGGCAGGUGACAGGGGUUUGCUGUAAAAUGGGACUUUUGACUGUAUUCACUGGACUGUGGCUGUUUUCCUUAGUAAAGGCAGAUUCAAAAGCCAUUACAACCUCUCUGACGACAAAAUGGGUUUCUGCUCCAUUGUUGUUAGAAGCCAGUGAAUUUUUAGCAGAAGACAGUCAAGAGAAGUUUUGGAAUUUUGUAGAAGCCAGUCAAAAUAUUGGAUCACCAGAUCGUCACGGCACUGAUUACUCCUAUUAUCGUGCAAUAUUGGGAGCUGCAUUUCCGUUUCUGUCACCUCUGCAGCAGAAUUUGCUGAAAUUUUCUCUGUCUCUCCAUUCCUACUCUGCUACAAUUCAAGCCUUCCAGCAGAUAGCGGCAGACGAGCCUCCCCCGGCAGGAUGUAGUUCCUUCUUUUCAGUGCACGGGAGGAAGACCUGUGACUUCGAUGCCCUGGAGACUCUUCUACUGACAGCACCUGAACGACCCAAGCCCUUAUUGUUCAAAGGUGAUCACAGAUACCCCUCAUCCAGUCCUGAGAGUCCAGUGGUGAUUUUCUACUCGGAGAUUGGUUCUGAGGUGUUUUAUAAUUUCCACCGCCAACUUGUAUCAAAAAGCAAUGCAGGCAAAAUCAAUUACAUAUUCAGACAUUAUGUAUCUCGGCCCAGGAGGGAGCCUGUGUACCUCUCCGGCUACGGCGUGGAGCUGGCCAUUAAGAGCACCGAGUACAAGGCCAAGGAUGAUACUCAGGUGAAAGGAAUGGAAGUAAACACCACAGUUAUUGGUGAAAAUGAUCCUAUUGAUGAAGUUCAAGGAUUUCUCUUUGGAAAAUUAAGAGACCUGCACCCUGACCUGCAGGGACAGUUGAAGGAACUUAGAAAGCACCUUGUGGAGAGCACCAAUGAAAUGGCACCUUUAAAAGUUUGGCAAUUACAAGAUCUAAGUUUCCAGACUGCUGCCCGAAUCUUGGCUGCUCCUGUUGAAUUAGCUUUGGUUGUUAUGAAGGAUCUUAGUCAAAAUUUUCCUACCAAAGCCAGAGCAAUAACAAAAACUGCUGUGAGUUCAGAACUUAGAACCGAAGUGGAAGAGAAUCAGAAGUAUUUCAAAGGAACUUUAGGGUUACAGCCUGGAGACUCGGCACUGUUCAUCAAUGGACUUCAUAUAGAUUUAGAUACGCAGGAUAUAUUCAGUUUGUUUGAUGUACUGAGGAAUGAAGCUCGGGUCAUGGAGGGUCUGCAUAGCCUGGGAAUACAAGGCCUUCCUCUGCACAGUGUUUUAAAACUGAACACCCAGCCCUCCGAGGCCGACUAUGCCGUGGACAUCAGGAGCCCUGCGAUUGCGUGGAUCAACAACCUGGAGGUCGAUACCAGAUAUAAUUCAUGGCCUUCUAGUCUACAAGAGUUGCUUCGACCCACUUUUCCUGGUGUUAUCCGGCAGAUCAGGAAAAACUUACAUAACAUGGUUUUCAUGGUUGAUCCUGCGCAUGAGACCACGGCAGAGCUGAUGAGCAUAGCUGAGAUGUUCCUUAGUAACCAUAUACCACUGAGACUUGGUUUAAUCUUCGUGGUUAAUGAUUCUGAAGAUGUGGAUGGGAUGCAAGAUGCUGGAGUGGCUAUUAUGAGAGCAUAUAAUUAUGCUGCCCAGGAAGUGGAUCAUUAUCACGCCUUCCAAACCCUGAUGCAGAUAUAUAACAAAGUAAGGACUGGAGAAAAGGUGAAAGUUGAACAUGUGGUCAGUGUCCUGGAGAAGAAAUACCCAUAUGUAGAAGUGAACAGCAUUUUGGGGAUUGAUUCUGCUUAUGAUCAGAAUCGGAAGGAAGCAAGAGGCUACUACGAGCAGACUGGGGUUGGUCUGCUGCCUGUCGUUCUGUUCAAUGGGAUGCCCUUGGAAAAGGCACAGCUGGACCCUGAUGAGCUGGAAACCAUCACCAUGCACAAGAUCCUGGACACCACCAGCUUCUUCCAGCGAGCAGUGUACCUGGGUGAACUGUCCCAUGAUCAGGAUGUGGUAGAGUAUAUUAUGAAUCAGCCAAAUGUUGUUCCACGAAUCAAUUCUAGGAUUUUGACAGCUGAGCGAGAAUACCUGGAUUUAACAGCAACCAAUAACUUUUUUGUGGAUGAUUAUGCUAGAUUUACUGCCUUAGAUUCUCAAGGCAAGACUGCUGCUAUAGCCAAUAGUAUGAACUAUCUGACAAAGAAAGGAAUGUCCUCCAAGGAAAUCUAUGAUGAUUCUUUCAUUAGGCCAGUGACUUUUUGGAUUGUUGGAGAUUUUGACAGCCCGUCUGGAAGGCAGUUGCUGUACGAUGCUCUAAAACAUCAGAAAUCCAGUAACAAUGUGAGAAUAAGCAUGAUCAACAAUCCUAAGGAAGACAUAAAGUAUGAGAACACGCAGAUCUCCCGAGCAAUCUGGGCAGCUCUCCAAACACAAACCUCCAGCACUGCCAAGAACUUCAUCACAAAAAUGGCCAAGGAGGGGCCUGCGGAGGCCCUGGCUGCGGGGGCUGAUGUUGGGGAGUUCGCCGUCGGGGGCAUGGAUUUCAGUCUUUUUAAAGAGGUCUUUGAGUCUUCCAAAAUGGAUUUCAUUUUGUCUCAUGCCAUGUACUGCAGGGAUGUCCUGAAGCUGAAGAAGGGACAGAGGGCUGUGAUCAGCAAUGGAAGGAUCAUUGGGCCACUGGAGGAUAAUGAACUCUUUAAUCAGGAUGAUUUCCACCUCCUAGAAAACAUCAUCUUAAAAACUUCAGGACAGAAAAUUAAAUCUCACAUUCAACAGCUUCGGGUAGAAGAAGAUGUGGCAAGUGACUUGGUGAUGAAGGUGGACGCUCUCCUGUCUGCUCAACCAAAAGGAGACACAAGAAUCGAGUACCAGUUUUUUGAAGACAGACACAGUGCAAUUAAACUGAGGCCAAAAGAAGGGGAGACGUACUUUGAUGUCGUGGCCAUCAUUGACCCUGUCACCAGAGAAUCACAGAGACUGGCCCCACUGCUCUUGGUGUUAACUCAGCUGAUCAACAUGAAUCUAAGAGUCUUUAUGAACUGCCAAUCUAAACUUUCUGACAUGCCUCUAAAAAGCUUUUACCGUUACGUCUUAGAACCAGAGAUUUCUUUUACUUCAGACAAUAGUUUUGCUAAGGGUCCAAUAGCCAAAUUUUUGGAUAUGCCACAGUCUCCUCUGUUCACUCUGAAUUUGAACACACCUGAGAGUUGGAUGGUAGAGUCUGUCAGGACGCCGUAUGAUCUGGAUAACAUUUAUUUAGAAGAGGUGGACAGCGUGGUGGCUGCUGAGUACGAGCUGGAGUACCUCCUCCUGGAAGGUCACUGCUAUGACAUCACCACCGGGCAGCCUCCGCGAGGCCUGCAGUUCACGCUGGGAGCUUCAGCCAGCCCUGUUGUCGUGGACACCAUCGUGAUGGCCAACCUGGGUUACUUCCAGUUAAAAGCCAACCCAGGAGCUUGGGUUCUCCGGCUGAGGAAGGGCCGCUCCGAAGACAUUUACAGGAUCUAUAGCCAUGACGGGACAGACUCUCCGCCCGAUGCCGGUGAAGUUGUUGUCGUCCUCAAUAACUUCAAGAGCAAAAUUAUUAAAGUGAAGGUUCAGAAGAAGGCAGACAUGGUGAAUGAAGACUUGCUGAGUGAUGGAACUAAUGAGAAUGAAUCUGGAUUCUGGGAUUCCUUCAAAUGGGGCUUCACAGGAGGACAGAGGACCGAGGAAGUGAAACAAGAUAAAGACGACAUAAUUAAUAUUUUCUCCGUUGCAUCGGGUCAUCUCUAUGAAAGAUUUCUCCGCAUCAUGAUGCUAUCAGUGCUGAAGAACACCAAGACUCCUGUGAAAUUCUGGUUUCUGAAGAAUUACUUGUCCCCCACAUUUAAGGAGUUCAUACCUUACAUGGCAGACAAGUACCGCUUCCACUACGAGCUCGUGCAGUACAAGUGGCCGCGGUGGCUGCACCCGCAGACGGAGAAGCAGCGCACCAUCUGGGGCUACAAGAUCCUCUUCCUGGACGUGCUCUUCCCGCUGGUCGUGGACAAAGUGCUGUUCGUGGACGCCGACCAGAUCGUACGGACAGAUCUGAAAGAGCUAAGAGAUUUCAAUUUGGAUGGCGCCCCUUACGGUUACACCCCGUUCUGUGACAGCCGGAAGGAAAUGGAUGGCUACCGCUUCUGGAAGUCAGGGUACUGGGCCAGCCACUUAGCUGGGCGCAAGUAUCACAUCAGUGCCCUGUAUGUCGUGGACCUGAAGAAGUUCCGGAAAAUAGCCGCUGGUGACAGACUCAGGGGACAGUACCAAGGUCUGAGUCAGGACCCGAACAGUCUUUCCAAUCUCGACCAGGAUUUGCCCAAUAACAUGAUCCAUCAGGUGCCAAUUAAAUCGCUCCCUCAAGAAUGGCUGUGGUGCGAGACGUGGUGUGAUGACGCCUCUAAGAAGAGGGCCAAGACCAUUGACUUGUGUAACAACCCCAUGACCAAAGAGCCCAAGCUGGAGGCAGCCGUCCGCAUUGUCCCCGAGUGGCAGGACUAUGACCAGGAAGUCAAGCAGCUGCAGAUCCGCUUCCAGGAGGAGAAAGCGGCGGCAGCCCGGGCGGACGAGCCGGCGGAGGAGCCUCGCGCAGACGGACCUCAGACUCAUGAAGAAUUGUAAUCUACAGAGAAGGAUAGGAACUCGCACCAUUUGAAAAACACUUUGUCUUAAACGCUCGUUCUCUCUGACCUGUCUACACGACUGCUGAUGCCUCGGCUGGGCAGGAGCCCAGCGCCUUGGGAUUCGGGCAUUGCCUUGGGCGUGGCGGCUCGGAGUCUGGAGUGAAGGCUCUCGUGGCUUUGUACCUCAGAGGAAGGCCAGUGGCUGAGCUUCCGGGACUCUGUCAAGAGCCGUCUUCUAACCAGAAGGGAAACCGGCCCCGUGCGCCCCGCCCUGAGCCACAGGCCCCUCUGCCCCCUCGCCGGCCUCGCCUGCCCUGCGCUCUGCACCUCGCACCUCGCGGCGCCCUGCCUGCUCCUCCCGGCGCCCGUGCAGCGGAAGGAGGCCAGCCAGCAAGGGUCGCCGUGUGGGCUCAGGGAGGAGAACGUGAGGAGCAGAGGCUCUGGGGCGCACGGGGAGGGGAGACGGGGGACGGGCUGUUCUCUUGUAAACAUCAGAACCGUUGUGACUCACUGAAAUGAAAACAUCCUGUUCCCACCCACUUCGCUGACUACUUUAGGUAAUUAUUUGUAAACAGUUUUUGUAUCUGUGAAAGUCUUUGCUUUUUCCCCAUUUUCUAAACAUUGUUUUUGCUGCUUUCCUGACUGGGAACAGCCAGAGGGCGCCCAGGGCCAGGGCUGCCCCGGAGCCCCCUCGGAGGACUGUCCUCCCCGCACAGGGAAGCGCUUUGGCUUUCUCCACGAGACGCUGGCACCUGAGCCAGGACGGUCUGGGCUGUGUCUUCUGUUCUCCAGCCACCGGCUCCGCUCCUGCUGGCUCCGCCCGGCCUCACGGCGCCAUCCUGAGCCCACGUGAGCCCAGUCAGGGAGCGGCCUGUGCUGGGAGCCUCCGAGGGGGCGGCUCCAGGUCGCUCUCUAGCCGCAGGCGACGGCGCAGGAGCAUGGCCAGGGGCUCCUGCUCGCCUGCUUUUUAAAAAUACCAGGAGGGCGCACGUGGAUAGCUCAGCCCGGCGGCAUUAAUUUGCAGGUUUUUUAAUAUCUAAAUCUCAUGAUAAAUAUCAAGUACUUUAUCAUUUCCAUAUUCCAGACGAAAGGUAGCUUAGGAGUCUCUCAAGCACUCCGAGCUUUGGAGUUUGCUUCUAUAAUCCCAUUAAGCAUG
Messenger RNA from Eptesicus fuscus (big brown bat), 6224 nucleotides. RefSeq names its product UDP-glucose glycoprotein glucosyltransferase 1 (gene UGGT1). Gene Ontology annotation, molecular function: UDP-glucose:glycoprotein glucosyltransferase activity. Lineage: Eukaryota; Metazoa; Chordata; Mammalia; Chiroptera; Vespertilionidae. The record is from RefSeq and is a predicted model, not a curated record. Gene Ontology annotation, cellular component: endoplasmic reticulum. Bases 468 to 5066 code for a protein of 1532 amino acids. The transcript is spliced from 41 exons.